Molecule: messenger RNA, 1119 nt
Organism: Aspergillus luchuensis
Lineage: Eukaryota; Fungi; Ascomycota; Eurotiomycetes; Eurotiales; Aspergillaceae
Gene: ADO1
Product: adenosine kinase
Exons: 6
Coding region: 1-1119 (372 amino acids)
Biological process (GO): purine ribonucleoside salvage
Cellular component (GO): cytosol; nucleus
Molecular function (GO): adenosine kinase activity
Source: RefSeq, a predicted model, not a curated record
AUGGCUGCUGCUCAAGGUUACCCUCUUCUGUGCCUGGAGAACCCCCUCCUCGACAUCCAGGCUGUCGGUGAUGCCGCCCUUCUGCAGAAGUAUGGCCUGAAGGACAACGAUGCUAUCCUUGCUGAGGACAAGCACAUGGGUCUCUACGACGAGUUGUUUGCCAAGAACGAUGUCAAGCUGAUCGCCGGUGGUGCUGCCCAGAACACUGCCCGUGGUGCCCAGUACGCUCUUCCCGCCAGCUCCGUCUGCUACAUCGGCUGUGUUGGCCGUGACAAGUACGCCGAGAUCCUGAAGGAGGCUUGCGAGCAGGCUGGUGUCCACACCGAGUACCGUGUCGACGAUGCCCAGCCCACCGGCAAGUGCGGUGUCAUCAUCACCGGCCACAACCGCAGCAUGUGCACCCACCUUGCUGCCGCCAACGAGUACAAGAUCGAGCACUUGAAGCAGCCUCACAUCUGGUCCCUCGUCGAGAAGGCCCAGUUCUACUACGUCGGUGGCUUCCACCUUACCGUCUGCGUUCCUGCCAUUCAGGCCCUCGGCGAGGAAGCUGCUGCUAAGAACAAGGUAUGGUCAAUCCCAAAGGAUCUUGUUGACAACUUGCUGACCAAGAAUCGAUUACAGGUGUUCAUGCUCAACCUCUCUGCCCCCUUCAUCGCCCAGUUCUUCAAGGACCAGCUGGACAGCGUCCUCCCCUACACCGACUACACCUUCUGUAACGAGACCGAGGCUCGUGCUUUCUCCGAGAGCCACAGCUGGGGCACCGACGACGUCGUCGAGAUCGCCAAGAAGCUGGCUCAGCUCCCCAAGAAGAACACCGGCCGUCCUCGUACCGCCAUCGUGACCCAGGGUACCCUCCCCACUGUCGCUGCCACCGUUAAGCCCAACGGUGAGGUCGAGGUCAAGGAGAUCCCCGUCCGUGAGAUCCCCAAGGAGAGCAUCAACGACACCAACGGUGCCGGUGACGCCUUCUGCGGUGGGUUCUGCGCCGGUAUCGUCCAGGGCAAGUCCCUCGAGGACAGCAUCGACAUGGGCCAGUGGCUCGCUUCCCUCAGCAUCCAGGAGCUGGGUGCCUCUUUCCCCUUCCCCAAGCAGGCCUACACCCCCAUCAACCGCUCCUAA